AUGGUGAACUGCUGUGGUCUGCUAACUGCCCAGAAGGAACCAGUUCCUCUGAGGAGCAUCGAGGUGGAGCUGCAGGUGAAGGACCAUGUAGCUACAGUGAUCUCCACUCUGAUCUAUGACAACAAGGAGGACAAACCUCUGGAGGCGGUUUUUGUCUUCCCUCUGCCAGGAGAUGCUGCUGUGUGUCAUUUCAGUGCAAAGCUUGGAAAGACGCACGUUGUGGCGGAGGUGAAGGAGAAACAGCAGGCUCGUGAGGAGUACGAUGACGCGCUGAGCUCCGGCCAGCAGGCCUUCCUCCUGGAGGAGAGCGAGCAAAGCUCCGACAUAUUCUCCAUGAGUGUGGGCAGUCUGCCUCCAGGGGAGAGCGCCUCCAUCAGGCUGGAGUAUGUCACUGAGCUGGCUGUGCAGGCUGAUGACGGGCUGAGGUUCUGUCUGCCCGCUGUGCUCAACCCCCGCUACCAACCCCAGGGUGCUGCAGGUGUGGCUGUCCAGGUGACGUCGGUCCCAGCCUCUCUGGUGCCCUACAGUCUGUCCUUUAGUGCCCGGGUUUCUGCGCCUCGUCCCAUCUCCAAAGUGGAGUCCAGCAGCUCCCUGGAGCCUCUUCAGUACCUCAGCGCUGACCAGACACAGGCCACUGUGAAGUUAUCCGAAGCGCACAAGUUUGACAGAGAUGUUGAGCUGCUGAUUUAUUACAAAGACGCCCACCAGCCCACUGCUGUGGUGGAGGCUGGACAGGCUUCGGCCAAGUCUGGCACUCUGAUGGGUGAUGCGGUGGCCAUGGUGAGCCUGUACCCUGAGUUCCCUCAGGCUGUGAUGUCCUCACUUCAAUCGUGUGGAGAGUUUGUGUUCUUGAUGGAUCGAUCAGGCAGUAUGAGCUGUCCCAUCAACAACCAAAAGCAGCAAGAAACGCGCAUUAGCAGUGCAAGGGAUACUCUGCUGCUUCUGUUGAAGAGCUUACCGAUGGGCUGCUACUUCAAUAUCUAUAGUUUUGGGUCUCGGUUUGAGCACAUCUUCCCCACGAGUGUGGAGUACAGUGAGAAGACCAUGGAGGAUGCUCUGAAGAAAGUUGAGCAGAUGCAGGCUAAUCUGGGAGGAACAGAGAUUCUUCAGCCCCUCCGACACAUUUACAGCCAGCCCUGCAUUCCCAAACAGCCCAGACAAGAGGGAGGGGGUCAUGCUCAGUUCAUCACAGGAACUGACAGGAUGCAGCCAAAGGUGAUGCAGUCGCUGAGAUUUGCAUUGCAGCCAGCUGUGGAAGACAUCUCAGUAACAUGGAGUUUACCAAAAGAGGUGUCGGCCACCGUUCUCUCUCCACCAAUCACUGUACUUUUCCAGGGUCAAAGGUCCCUGAUUUACGCCCAGCUCACUGGGACGGGUUCAGAGGCAGCAGUGGGCAGUGUGACAGUGAAGUACAGCCUUGCAGGUCAACCCUCUGAGAGCCAGCUGCAUUUCGGCCUCAAACCUGCAGAGGACACUGGAUUAACGGUCCACAGGCUGGCUGCUCGCACUGUCAUUCGCUGCCUGGAAUCAGAGGACAGGCCACUCGAACAGGAAAAGAAAGAAGUGAAGGAGAAGGUGGUUGAUCUAAGUGUCCAAUCAGGAGUGAGCAGUUCUUUCACCGCCUUCAUCGCUGUCAACAAAGACAGUGGAGAGUCCAUUCAAGGACCUCUGCUGCGCCGCAAUGUUCCAACACCCAAUCUUACACCCAAGCAGCCUCCCAGAGACCCUCUGCUGCAGCUGGUCUCCCUGCAGAAGGCGUCCGGCUGCUGGCUGCUUGAUGCGGCUCUGGCCUCUGCGCUGGGAAAGACCCGCCAAGAGGUGGAAAAGGCAAAGCCUGCACCGAUCAACAAAGAGGUGUGGGCCACCAUUCUGGCUCUGAUCUGGCUUCAUGGUUUCAAGAUGGAUGCAAAGGAGGAGUGGGAGCUUCUGGCUGCAAAGGCUGCAUCGUGGCUCCGUGCUCAGAACGCAUGUCAGACAGAAUGUGUGGAUGCUGGAAAUGCUCUGCUGGGCUGCAGCCUCCGCCCCGUAACCGCCAUAAAACAAGACGAAGAAGAAGCUCCGCCCCGUUCUGAUCAGCCUUCACCAGAUCCACCUGCACCUCUGACUACAGACCCAGCCCUCAGCCCAGCCACUGGGGCCAGAUUAUGUUGA
This is a messenger RNA of Menidia menidia (Atlantic silverside), 2151 nucleotides long. NCBI's taxonomy places the organism in Eukaryota, Metazoa, Chordata, Actinopteri, Atheriniformes, Atherinopsidae. The record is from the annotation of a GenBank genome assembly.